GUCUACCUUUCUCUCCAAAGUUUCAGACCUUCGAACAAAUGAAUAGAGACCAAGCAAGCAUGCAAAGUAACUUGUGGUCAUUGGGACUUGGCAUAGAUUUUGUAUUCUGGUGGGGUCUGACCGUCUGAGUCUGAUAAUUUGAGUCCACAAAACACAGACCGUCGAGAGCCAAUUAUCUUCUCUCCUAUCCACACCCACUUGGCCACCGGCUUCGCCGUUUCUCUCUUUCUCUGUUCUGCACACACACGGAGAAAGGAAAUAGAGAGAGCAGAGAGGGAGAUAAUGGCUGAGAGACAAUGGAAGGGCUUCAGGGUUGUUGAGAAAUGUGAAAGAUGAAGAGAAGGAAGAGUUGUUUACUGAAAUUUCCAUGGCCUGUUACACAGUUGGUUCAGCUUCACCCAGGAGGGAUGUCUUCUGCAACUGCAACAAGCUUUCCUCUACCAACGCCAACUCUUACAAGAGACCCAUGCCCGUCUUCAUUUCUUCUGUUAGCGAGAGGAGAGCCUCCUACAACCCCCUCGUUUUCCAGGCUGCUAAGCUUUUGGGCCCCCCGGCAAGAUUUGAAGCCUCGAAAUUGAAGGUAGUUUUCAUUGGAGAAGGGAUGGAUAAAUACACAGGAAUUGUACCAAGAACCUAUACCCUCUCCCAUUGUGAUAUUACAGCUGAUUUAACCUUAUCUGUCUCCAAUGCCAUCAACCUUGAUCAGUUGAGAGGUUGGUACAACAAGGAUGAUGUAGUGGCUGAGUGGAAGAAAGUGAAGGAAGAGAUGUUUUUGCACGUACACUGCCAUGUGAGUGGUCCAAAUCCAAUGCUUGACCUGGUAGCUGAGUUCAGAUAUCAUAUCUUUACCAAGGAGUUGCCUUUGGUACUUAAGGCUGUUCUACAUGGAGACUCGAUCCUUUUCAAAGAGCAUCCAGAGCUGUUAGAGACUUUGGUCUGGGUUUAUUUCCAUUCCAGUUCAAAGAAGUACAAUCGUGUAGAAUGUUGGGGCCCCUUAAAGGAUGCUGCUCAGGGAAAUCAAGGAGAUCAAAUGCCAAGUUUAUUGGGUACAGGUGAGGAAGAUCGUCGUCUUGAGAAGUGGGGAAGUCCAAAAUCUAUCUUCCAAGCCCUUGUAGCCUUCUUGCUUUAAUAUGUAAUUUUUGGAUUACAUUACCUCAAGGCCUACCUUAUCAUGGUUCUAUCUUUCUAACAUUUACUAUUCAAAGCCAAAGAAUCAAUGAGACACCAAUAACAGCACUUGAAUGACGCCUUUAGGGAUGGACCAAACAUGUAACUACCCUACAAUACAAAACAAUGACAUCUUUCGCCUUACAUUGAAACAAAGAUUAGAUUGAGGCUGUCAUUCAUUCUUUAUUACAGUCCUUUUCCAAAGGGAAGGCUUGAGUCACCAUAUGUGCACAAUCAUUCAUUUGUUAAUUGAUGAUUGAUUGUCAUUUGAAUUUCCUUUAAUUCUUGUAUUCAUGUUUGUACAAUGAAACACUGUACUAUCUGUAAGUUUCCUUCUUGUCACUCACAGUUUUAGGCUUUGCCAUUGAAUGCCAA
This is a messenger RNA of Nelumbo nucifera (sacred lotus), 1542 nucleotides long. Its product is annotated as STAY-GREEN-like protein. The record is from RefSeq and is a predicted model, not a curated record. Lineage: Eukaryota; Viridiplantae; Streptophyta; Magnoliopsida; Proteales; Nelumbonaceae.